GAUAUCCCAUUUCUUCAUAAGCAUUUAUCCAUAUGGCAUCAAAAGUUGAAGUGCAAAAGCCAUCAAUGGAGGGUCUCCAACGAACCAUAUCCGACAUCUCCUCGGAGCUGACUAAAGAAGGUCUUGCAGUUGUCGGAAACCUGCCGCUGCCGACCAUCUCCGAGGUGGAGGCCGCCGCUUGCGAGUGUUGCGGCCUCUCUGAGGACUGCACGGCGGAGUACAUCGGUCAUGUCCGAGACAAGUUCAUGGGAAAGCUUAUUUGCGGCCUCUGCGCCGAGGCCGUAAACGAGGAGAUGGAAAAGAGUUGGACAAGAGAGGAGGCAUUGAAGGAGCACAUGAACGCUUGUGCAAAGUUCAAUAAGAUCGGAAGGGCAUAUCCGGUGCUAUAUCAAGCGGAAGCCAUUAAACAGAUUCUCAAGAAAACCUCCAAGUCCGCCGUCUCCGCCCACCGAAACGGCAGGAUUGGCCGGACCUCCAGUUGCAUUCCGGCCAUCACCAGAGACGUCUGUGAUAAUCCAACCAUGGUCAAAUGAUAGACUUAAUUAUAUUUAUAAUACCAAAAUAUGUAUAUUGCUUUGUUACCUGUUUGGAGAAACUCUUUAUUAAUUAAUCAUCCUGUCUUUAAAUCAUUCCCUUACUUUUUUUUUCUUUUUUGGGGUAUGUGUGUAAUAUAUAUGUGUAAUUAGUUGUAAGAUGAAUAAAAAAUUUUAGAUAUAUUAA
Messenger RNA from Benincasa hispida (wax gourd), 720 nucleotides. RefSeq lists its product as uncharacterized. NCBI's taxonomy places the organism in Eukaryota, Viridiplantae, Streptophyta, Magnoliopsida, Cucurbitales, Cucurbitaceae. The record is from RefSeq and is a predicted model, not a curated record.